This is a messenger RNA of Brassica napus (rape), 868 nucleotides long. RefSeq lists its product as uncharacterized. The record is from RefSeq and is a predicted model, not a curated record. The coding region runs from base 265 to 642 and encodes 125 amino acids. The transcript has a single exon. Lineage: Eukaryota; Viridiplantae; Streptophyta; Magnoliopsida; Brassicales; Brassicaceae.
UCCCGAUGUCGCUCCUUUGACAAUCCACCGUUUCCGAAACGGUGUCGUUCUCAUUGAGGGUACCAGCAAACUCUUCUCUCACUAGUCCUGAACCAAUCAAAGCGAGGGACCUCUCAAGGGUGUUUCCGUAAUUGUCAAAAUAUCCCCCUAAAACGAUUACGCCUAGAGAGAGAAAGAGAGAAAGAGAGAGAGAGAGUCAUCAACACCACAAUCUCACGACGACAGAGAAGGAGAAACUCUUAUCAUCAUCAUCAUCGGAUCUCUAUGUGUCUAAUGGCGUUAUCAGACGCGGUUCUCGGGAAUCUUGCGACGAUCUAUGUUGCGGUGAUCAUAGCGAUCAAAGUCUACGGAUUAGUCUCCGGCCAGAGCUUCAGCGCAGGAUUCGUCGUCGUCGUCUCGAUUACGACGGUCGGAGUUUUGCUCGCGGUUACGCUCGCCUGGGACGUCUCUCGCAGAGCCGCCGACGCGGUUUCUCGGUACAACCGCGUCGUUGCCGGCGAGGAUCUAAGCCACCGUCUCAAUCACGACGGUGGUGGUGGAAUUUGUAAAGGAGGGAUUUGCUGGCACGGCGUUGCGGUCCGGUCGCCGGCUUCUCAGGUUCGGUUUAGGCUUCCGCAACAUAUACCGUACGGAGCUUUCUGAGUACAUAACAUCCUGUGUGUAUAGAUAUGAUAGAUAUAAGGACAAUGUUUCUGUAUAAUAAUAGAUGAUAUUGGUGUGAAAGUUAUAAGAGUUUUGUUUUGUUUUUUUUUUGAACUGGAGUUUUGUUUUUGUAUUGAUAUGUUGUAAUGUCUUAUAGUGAUGAUUAUAAAUGUUCUUUGUUAUUGUAAUAUCGAUUUCUGAGCAAUAAAGUUGAGAGUUUUUUUUU